AAAAACGGUGACCUACGUUGUGUUGUAUUUGCAUCGUCGAUAAGCUGGUUUUUGGACUUCUGAUACAAUAGUUUAGCCGGCGAGAUGUGGCUGAGUAGCACGUUAACAUGGUGUAUUGCUGUCUUUCUUAUGAUCCCCCUGCUCGCUGGAUGUUCUCCUCCUCGUACAUUCCAGCAAGGAGGGCCUUUGGCAAGCCAGCAGCUGUUGAGCAGUCAGUAUCAGGCCGCGGGUCCGCAAAGUCCGCCUAAAAUAAAAGACCCCGUUCCACAACGGCGUCAGAAAACCGUGUCCGUGCACUGCCAUGAAGAUGCGAUAGAGGUCGCGAUGAACGUAGACCUGUUUGCGUCGGGGUUUCCAGUCUAUGCUGAGGAGCUGUGGCUGGGUUCCCCAUCAGCAUCAUGUGGAGCCGUGCUAACCGGAGAAUCACAGUUGACCGUAUUUGCUCACUUCAGAGAUUGUGGAACCAAACUGUCUGUAACUGGAGACUCUCUAGUAUAUUCAAAUGUCAUUGUGUACGCUCCUCUAACAUCUCCUGAUGGUGUACUUCGCCAGGAAGGUGCAGUCAUACCUGUUCAGUGCCAAUACCGGAGGCGGUACAGUGUUGACAGUGCGGCAGUGGCACCCACUUGGAUCCCAUUUGCUUCCUCUGUUACUGCCACAGAUUAUCUGGACUUUAGUCUCCUACUGAUGAAUGAUGAUUGGCAGUAUGAGAGGGGCUCAAACAUCUAUUUCCUUGGGGAUGCGAUACACCUUCAAGCAUCGGUUACCUUGGCCAAUCACUUCCCCUUCCUUCUGUUUAUUGACUGGUGUGUUGCUACACCAACUUAUGGCGUGGUUCCUAGUGACAUCAAAUAUUCUUUUGUGGAUCAUCACGGAUGUCUUGCAGACAGUAGGAGUUUGUACUCUCGCUCCAAAUUCUUGCCGAGGAGCCAAGGCAACAAAUUAAACCUGCAACUGGAUGCCUUCAGAUUCUACAAAUUGACCAGCAACUUGGUAUUCAUCACAUGUAACCUAAAAGCUAUCCCUGCUGCGUAUCCUGUGAGCUCUCAGAAUCGAGCAUGUUCUUUUAUUGAUGGAAGGUGGCAGUCUGUAGAUGGAGGUGACGAGGUGUGUAACACCUGUGAGCCAUCCAGACGAGCUGCAGCAGAGCCAGAACCAAUCCAGCCUUUCCGCGUCACACUAGCCCCUCCUGUCAAGCAGCCUUAUUUGGCCCCAAAACCAAGAUCGGCUGGUUUCUAUGAUGUGAGACCUGGUCAGUCACUGGAACCCUUUAAAGCUCUCAUACGUUCAAGGCAAUAUGCCAGUGGUGUGUCGAAGAGAGGAACAGACUCGAACAAAGACUGGAGCAAGCUUGCCACAUUAGGUCCUUUGUUUCUGAUCCCAAAGCAAGAAACCACCACCCAAUCAACUGGGUACACGCAGUCCAGCCCACCUGAGGAGCCGGAGCUCUUAUUCAACUCGACUGAGACGAGUCCCGUGAUGGAUGAGCUGGAGUUUAAAACCGAUCAAGAGACUGAGCGCUUCAGUCCAUUAGAGAAGGGCCUGUUCCUUAAUGCUUCUGAUCUUUUCAGUUCAGAGGAAGGGAGCGGGUUUGAACGGUGACCCUCCGCAUAAGAAAAAUGAGCACAAGGGGAAAAAAUGGAAACUGACAAUGUGACCUUUCUAAAAAUAAAAGUUUUAGAACCUCUCCUCUUGGUCCUUGUCGUUACUGCAGAUGCUGUGGUCACAGAGUG
This is a messenger RNA of Onychostoma macrolepis, 1733 nucleotides long. It is a transcript of the gene zp3b, whose product is annotated as zona pellucida glycoprotein 3b. Gene Ontology annotation, biological process: binding of sperm to zona pellucida; positive regulation of acrosome reaction; egg coat formation. Gene Ontology annotation, molecular function: acrosin binding. Lineage: Eukaryota; Metazoa; Chordata; Actinopteri; Cypriniformes; Cyprinidae. The record is from RefSeq and is a predicted model, not a curated record. The transcript has 8 exons. Gene Ontology annotation, cellular component: extracellular matrix. The coding region runs from base 85 to 1602 and encodes 505 amino acids.